Molecule: messenger RNA, 1000 nt
Organism: Symbiodinium pilosum
Lineage: Eukaryota; Dinophyceae; Suessiales; Symbiodiniaceae
Source: the annotation of a GenBank genome assembly
GCACUGCCAUAUCGAGUUCACCGGUGACACCCUGAAGAUGCCAAUCUCCGAUGACCUCAUGGGCCGAGCCUUCAACGGCUCCGGCAAGCCCAUUGACAAGGGGCCUACCGUCCUGGCGGAGGACUUCCUGGACAUCAACGGAGCCCCGCUGAAUCCGAAGUCCCGGGUCUACCCCAAGGAGAUGAUUCAGACCGGAAUCAGUGCCAUCGACACCAUGAACUCCGUGGUGCGAGGGCAGAAGUUGCCCUUGUUCUCGGCGGCUGGUCUGCCGCACAACGAGAUUGCCGCCCAGGUGUGCCGACAGGCAUCGCUGGUCAAGGGAAAGGAUGUCAUGGACCACACCCAGGAGAACUUCAGCAUCGUUUUCGGUGCCAUGGGUGUGAACAUGGAGACAGCUCGAUUCUUCAGGAAUGAUUUCGAAGAGAACGGUUCCAUGGAAAACGUCGUGCUCUUCAUGAACCUGGCAAACGAUCCCACCAUCGAGCGUAUCGUCACCCCUCGCCUGGCUCUGACGACAGCAGAAUACUUCGCGUACACGCGCGAGCAGCACGUCUUCGUGAUCCUUACUGACAUGAGCUCCUAUGCUGAUGCCCUCCGAGAGGUGUCAGCCGCCCGAGAGGAGGUGCCAGGACGCCGAGGAUAUCCCGGCUACAUGUACACGGACUUGUCCACCAUCUACGAGCGGGCAGGCCGCGUCGAGGGCCGCAACGGUUCGAUUACCCAGUUCCCCAUUUUGACCAUGCCUAACGAUGAUAUCACACACCCGAUUCCCGACCUGACUGGCUACAUUACCGAGGGCCAGGUGUUCGUGGACCGAUCCUUGCACAACAGGCAGAUCUACCCACCCAUCAAUGUGCUCCCGUCGCUGAGCCGGUUGAUGAAGUCCGGAAUCGGAAAGGGCAUGACGCGUGACGACCAUCCCAACGUGUCCGAUCAGCUCUAUGCCAACUAUGCCAUCGGCCAGGACACCCGAGCCAUGAAGGCAGUGGUUGGCGAAGAG